AAAAAAACUUAAUAAAAUGAGUCAAAAUGUGAACAACCACUGUACGGACGGAGUGACUAAGAAUGAAAGAUAAAGAAAAUAAAUUUUUUUUGUCUCAUUGAAACCGUAACGUGCACGACUUGUAAUAAAUUUCCAAAACGACUUUUAAUUCCCAAACCCCUCACCGGAAGUUGCGCGUGAACCCAGUUUUACCUCGACGCUUCUCAGCCCGGCGUUGUGUCGUCCACCCAUCCCGACUCAGCGGGACUCCGGGACACAACAGAUGCGACGGAGCCCCGGGACGAGGUGCUGGUAGCAGCCUGUUGAAGCGACGUUUUUGUGGGAGGGACGCGGGGAAGAUUUGCCUCGGAAAAUAAAAACAACAGAUUGUUGCACUGUGAGCUUUGGGGUUGAUUUGUAAAUUUCACCUUCAAUGGCCGUUGGAAACCGCGCGGACUGAUGAGAAAGGACGUAAAGUGAAAGACAAAAAGACUUUUUGAUGAGGGACGCCGCUGCUAACUGGCUCUUUGUGUCGGAAGCGUCUUUUUUCUUUUUUUUCUUUUGAGCAGUAAGGCCUCCAAGAUAGAUUCCCUCAGGAGUAAAGUGGACUUGUUGCGUCUUCCGUUGGUCCUUUCCACAAAGUCCAUCAGCAACCGCAAGAGCCAAUUGGGCGUGGUGUGGGAGAAGGGCGGCGGCUCGGGCACGGGAGUGUCACGGAAACUCCGCCCACCGCUGGCCUCCGACAUGGACAACGAGUCAACGUAUUCGGGCUAUUCCUACAAGUCGUCCCACUCGCGUACCUCCCGCAAAAACAGGGAGAGAAGGGACCGGCAUCGCUUGAAGAAUCGGGAUGGCUCAAUCCGUGGAGAUAAGUCUGUGAUGAUCCAGGCCCCGGGCGAGCCACUGCUGGAUCCUGAGUCCACCGUAGCAGACGACCGGGACGACAACUGGGGUGAGACCACCACCGUGGUCACUGGGACUUCUGUGGACAGUAUCUCCAAUGAGGAUCUGACUCGGAUCUCUAAGGACUUGGAGGACUCUUUGCCUCUCGACUGUCGCCGUUACAUCAGCCCCGUUCUAGGAGCCAUUUUGGGGCUCAUCUCUGUAAUCACUCCCUUGGCUUUCCUCGCCCUUCCACAGCUCCUUUGGCGGGACACAUUGGACCCUUGUGGAACGCCAUGUGAGGGCCUUUACAUCUCUCUGGCUUUCAAACUCCUGAUCCUCCUCAUCUCCACGUGGGCGUUGUUCCUCCGCCCGUCCAGGGCCACUCUGCCACGCUUCUUCGUCUUCCGCUGUCUGCUCCUGGCGCUGGUCUUUCUCUUUGUUGCAUCUUAUUGGCUCUUCUACGGCGUCCGGGUCUUGGAGCCCCGCGAGACGGACUACAGGGGGAUCGUGGGAUAUGCCGCAUCUCUGGUGGAUGCACUGCUGUUCAUUCAGUAUCUGGCUCUGGUUCUGCUGGAGGUCCGACACCUGCGGCCCGCUUUCUGUCUGAAGGUCGUCAGGACCGCUGAUGGAGUCAGUCGGUUCUACAACGUGGGGCAUCUUAGCAUCCAGAGGGCAGGAGUGUGGGUUCUGGACCAGUACUACAGCGACUUCCCAGUCUAUAACCCAGCAUUACUUAACCUCCCCAAGUCCAUCCUUACCAAGAAGAUGUCCUCCUUCAAAGUCUACAACCUGGAAGAAGAGAACACCAACAAUUCCACAGGCCAGUCCAGAGCCAUGAUAGCAGCCGCCGCUCGGAGAAGAGACAACUCCCAUAAUGAGUACUACUACGAGGAGGCAGAGGUGGAGAGGAGGCUCCGCAAACGCAGGGCCAGACUGGUGGUGGCAGUAGAAGAAGCUUUCACCCACAUCAAGCGUCACCAGGAUGACGACACCCCCACAUCGUCUCCCAAACACCCACGGGAGGUGAUGGACCCCAGGGAGGCCGCCCAGGCUAUCUUCGCCCCCAUGGCCCGGGCCAUGCAGAAGUACCUGCGGGCCACCAGGCAGCAGUCCUAUCACACCAUGGAGAGCAUCAUCAACCAUCUGCAGUUCUGCAUCACGCACAACAUGACACCUAAGGCCUUCUUAGAGCGCUACCUCAGUCCUGGUCCCACCCUCCAGUAUCUGGACAACAACAGGGGGCGCCAGUGGACACUAGUGAGCGAGGAGCCAGUGACGGCCUCCUUGCGCCAAGGCCAGGUCUUCUCGCUGAAGCGCCUCGACUUCGCCCUGGUCGUCAAGGUGAUGCCCCUCCCUUUCCUGCGCCUAGCAGAGGAGUUUAUCGACCCAAAAAGUCACAAGUUUGUCAUGAAGCUCCAGUCAGAGACGUCUGUGUAGCAGAACGGAUGCAGCUGGACAGAAGGAAAGGGGAAGUUGAAAGAUACUUCUUAUCGAGGGCAUGGUUUUUUAUUUUAUAUACCUUGUAGUAUUACAGUGUUGUUAUACAUGGUUUUUUUUUAUUAUCAUUAUUAUUUGUCCAAAUACAAAGCCAUAAAACAUAUGGCCAAGACAAAGAAAGAUGAAGUCGUAGCCCUUUAUAUUAGUUUGAAGAAAUAAAGAUAUAGACACUUCCCUGUCUGAGUGCUGCUGGGGAAGUAUCAGUCUAACACUUUGUUCUUCUCUAAACAAAUGUCAUACACAACAAAAUGUGUUCUUCAGGCUUUGCUCCAGAUCCAGUUGUGCUUUUUGCUUUUUUCUUUUCUUUUUUUUAUUACCAUUUAACAUGACCCUUCGUACCACCACAGCACUCUACUAAAAAAUCUUUUAUUUUUACCAGAGUAUUAGGCUUUUAGAUAAGACUAUUUUGCUGAACAAAUCUUGGUUUUUAUUUCUUCAGUAGUUUUUCUUUUUUCUUUGGUACAACUCAAAUUGUAACCUUAUACAGCAGAAUCAAACAUUGCAAAACCCAAGUGAAAUGAUAUUUUAACCUUUACUGAGUCUUGUAACAAAAUGAUACGAUCCGAAACAAAAAACAACUGAAUUCUUUUUAGAUUGCGGUAGCAGUUCUGCUUUCUUGAAAUGGCAGAUGAAGACAGAUGACUGACAGAUGAUCUUUCUCGUGACAGACAUGAGGAACAAUUUUGAUGUGAAAAAUGUAUUAAUUGCUUUGUUUGGAACGUGUUUUGUGUUCACAGAUAGGUAGUGGCUUCCAGUGAGUAAUAACACACUGUCAUUUUUUUCCCCCCACAUUGUACACAAUGUAUACCAAAUCAGCUGAUGGAACUUAACCUGAAAGUGAAGCUAAAUUCAUGGUGUCUCUGUUUUCAAAAUGUGGAUUUAGAGUUCAUGGUACGCUGAGUAGUUUAUUUAUUUACUGGCACAUGGGAAUUUUUCCCAAUUUUUUUACCCUGACUGUUGUUAACUGACUAUUGUUAUACUUGCAAGUAUUCCACACAAAUAUUUUUUGAAACGUACAUUUUAGUGAUUAGUCAAGUGUGUCGUGUCAGAGGAAAGUCCCUUCAAAGACACAAGGCUAUGUGUAUAUGCCUGGUUAACCAUAACUGCUUACCACAAGUCUCUGUUGGGUUAGCUUGAUCAUGCUGUGAUUUGAUGUCUUUUUUUUUUUCUCCAACACAUAUUUUGGAGAGCUAAACCUCUGAAGAGCUGAGAAAUGCCCGAGAUGUACUUUGAAGUUGCCCUUUUUACACAUUUUGCUAAAUGUAUGCUAAACAGAGGCACGUUGGCGUCCACUUGUUGUGGGCUCACCAACUACAUUCACUACAUUGUUAUACCGUACACUUUGUUACGCUUUGUUUGAUUUUUCUUUCUGAAGUUAACAUGUAGAUUUGUGGAUCUCUGAAAGGUCAUGGACUGACUAAUCGUACUACUGGUUGCAGUACAAGACAAUAGUGUAUUUCUUUCUGUUUUGUGAGUUCAAACACUAAAAGCCUUAACAAACACUUCAACGUACGUUAAUGUAGACCUCAAAGAAGAACCUCCUGCUCAUACUAUUUUCUACUCAACUGAACCACAGCGUUCAACUUGGAGAAAAUCUCUUUUCACUAGUCGCUGCAGCCAAUUAGAGAAGACAAAAAUAACCAAAAACGAAAGAAUAAAAUGAAUUUUCACCAGAAUAUCUAUGCAGUUUUUUUUUUUAUCUUUGUUGUUCCUAACUUCAUGACAAGCCAAUGGAACAGGGGAAAUGGCACAUCACCCACCCUGUGAACGCAGGGAGUUCUUUAUAAAAAUUACAGAACUGUUGUCAGCGGUUACUUGUCGUCUGCUUCUCUUGCAUGCAAACGCCAUCAAAGGGCAUGUCUGUGAAUUAUGAAUAUGGACUUAAAAAAGAAGAAAUGUUUCAGAACUAUCAUCACAAAAUGGCUUUUAAGUGUGACGUUGAACUGCAAGAGCAUUUAUUAGGUCUGACUGGAUUCCCUAGUGAAUUAAACUACGUUCUGACUUGUAGAUAUGUUCUAUGGUUAAAAUUGAAUCCAAAGACAAAAGCAGGGGUAUCAUUAGUACUGCAGUGGAAUAACUUUGAGUUGUUAAAAAAAUAAAUUCUUACAAAAAUUACGCAUUGGAACAAAAAGUUACAUUUUCUUUUUGACUUCCUGUCAAAGUAGUUCUUUUCAAGCUCUUGAGAAAUAAUGACAAUCUUCCUCAGUAGAAGUUGAGGUAUGACGAAAGCAACUGGAGUGGGCUGAGAGAAGAGGAAGUGUGGUGAUGGUGCUAUUGGUUCCAUGACAACAGCAGUUUAAGCUCAGCAUGUCAAGACUUCAGUAUUGCGACUUGCUUUCUAGUAUUACUGUUGGUAUUUGGAUAACAAAGCCAAGCUCUCUCAAAUUCAAGUAUGAAUUACAUGUAAAGUGCUUAAGCCUGUGAAAGAUUUGUUUUAAUAAGCUACCUGAUCAAUAAAUAGUUGGCUCUGUGUUUUGUAAUCAGGAAUAAGCUGUUGGAUAUUACCCGAGGUCACUGCAGGCCUCUCACACAUCUGUCCAUACAUUUAAAUUGUGAAAUAUGUGUACUUACAUUAUUUUACAUCUUGAAAGUGUAUAAUGCCGUCUGACUUCAACUUUUUUAGCCUCUUUUUCAUCUGCUAAAAAUGCUAAAACCUUCGAAGGACAUUGUUAUCAGAAACUAUUUUUUCGUACUAUUAUGCUUCCAGUUGAUGCCAACACUUUAUAAUAAAUGAUCACAUUUUUAAAUGUCA
This is a messenger RNA of Poecilia reticulata (guppy), 5113 nucleotides long. Its product is annotated as vang-like protein 2. Gene Ontology annotation, cellular component: membrane. Gene Ontology annotation, biological process: multicellular organism development. Lineage: Eukaryota; Metazoa; Chordata; Actinopteri; Cyprinodontiformes; Poeciliidae. The record is from RefSeq and is a predicted model, not a curated record.